This is a messenger RNA of Dipodomys spectabilis (banner-tailed kangaroo rat), 2000 nucleotides long. It is a transcript of the gene Cxcr6, whose product is annotated as C-X-C motif chemokine receptor 6. The transcript is spliced from 3 exons. The coding region runs from base 871 to 1911 and encodes 346 amino acids. Gene Ontology annotation, molecular function: coreceptor activity; C-X-C chemokine receptor activity. Gene Ontology annotation, biological process: immune response; chemotaxis; inflammatory response. Gene Ontology annotation, cellular component: membrane. Lineage: Eukaryota; Metazoa; Chordata; Mammalia; Rodentia; Heteromyidae. The record is from RefSeq and is a predicted model, not a curated record.
UCCUAUUCCCUCAGCGUGAUCGGUCCCCUCCCGGCCAUUUUUCCUCUGGCUAUAGCGGUGGUGGGCGGCUCACGGGGCAGAGGCGCCCGGCCUCCAGCAAAGACUCACCGUGCCCGAGCUCAAGCCCAGGACGGCGCUACUUGAGAUGACGUAAUGCUUUUGAUUAGGUGCAUUGUAGAUAAAUGUGUCACUCCGUGAUGAGUGCUGGGGUCUUGGCAGGAAUGACGUGGCCGUGGCGGUGGCCCGACGGCACAUAAGCCUGCAGUCCAUCUGCACGGCCCGCAGGGGGCGCCCCUGAGCAGCCAUGCCUGCCUGCCCGGGCUGCUUCCCCGGGAGCUCAUCCUCCAUCCACCCAUCCGCCCCGGGGCCUGCAAGCGCCCCUGCCCGCCCUGCCCGGAGGGAGGACGUGAGGCGGCCAGCAAAGAAGAGCAGGGGACACAGCCGGACCGCUCCAGCUCAGGCCUGGCCCGGCCCGGCGGCGCACGCGCACGCGCCAUCCUGGCUACGCAGGAGGCUGAGAUCGGAGGCUCGCGAUCCGAGGCCGCACGGGCAGGAAGGCCCGUGCAGAGCUCAUCCCACGAAGCUGGAAGCGGGCCCUCCCCAGCGCCCUGGGCGGGGCCUGCGGGAUGGGGGAGGAGGGCACCUGCCCAGGACGCUUAAACGUUCGGAGGAAACCCCGACCACAACAGAGAAGGGAGCCAGCCUGCCUCUGCACGGACGCCCCGGUGCAGUACUGGGACUUGAACUCGGGGCCUGGCAUCCUCUUAGCUGUUCUUACUCAACACUAGCAUCCACCCCUUGAGCUACAGCCCCACUCUGGCUGGGUGGUAGUUGGAUUGGAGGAGCGUGCGUGCGUGCGCGCGUGUCAGCAUGAUGGCCACCACGGAGGACGAGUACCAGGACCCCGGCUUGUUCGGGCCGCCGGGCGGCGGCGGCGGCAGGGAGGCCCACGAGCGCCUCGCGGCCUUCCGGAGGGCCUUCCUGCCCGCCGUGUACCUGGCCGUGUUCGCCUGCGGCCUGGUGGGCAACGCGCUGGCGCUGGCGGUGUACGCGCGCUCGCGGGCGUGGAGGAGCCUGGCCGACCUGCUGCUGGCCAACCUGCCGCUGGCCGACCUGCUGCUCGUGAGCACGCUGCCCUUCUGGGCCUACGCCGGCCUCCACGAGUGGGUCUUCGGCCAGGGCCUGUGCAAGGCGCUGCAGGGGCUCUACGCCGCCAGCCUGUACGCGUCCAUGCUCACGCUCACGGGCAUCACGGUGGACCGCUGCGUGGUGGUGGCCUGGGCCACGCAGGCCCGCGCCCGCGCGGCGCGCUGGGCGGCGUGGGGCGGCGGCGCGUGCGCGCUCGCCUGGGCCUGCGCGCUGCUGCUGGCGCUGCCGCACGCCAUCUACGGCCGCGCGCAGCGGCUCGACCGGCUGGUGUGCCACUACCAGCACGAGCGCGCGGCCACCGCCGCGCUGGCCGCGCAGGCCGCGCUGGGCUUCUUCCUGCCGCUGCUCGCCAUGCUGGUGUGCUACCCGCUGCUCCUCCGGACGCUGUGCCGGGCCCGCGGCCUGCGCAGACACAAGUCCCUCCGCAUCAUCGCCCUGGCCGUGGCGGUGUUCGUGCUCACCCAGACGCCCUACACCCUGGCCAGGCUCGUCCAGGCCGCCAACUGGGAGCUGGCCGCCACGCCCGGCUUCAGCCUCGGCCUGGUCGUGGCCGAGGCCCUGGCCUACCUGCGGGUGGGCCUCAACCCCGUGCUCUACGCCUUCGUGGGCCUCAAGUUCCGCAAGAACCUCCAGAAACUUCUCAGGGAUAUGGGCUGCCACCCCCCCUGGGGGGCGGCGACCCAAUGCAGGUCCUCAGAGGACAACUCCAAGACCGCGUCCGCCUCGCCCCACGCCGAGGCCACCAGCACCUUCCCGCUGUAGGCCCACGGGGCACGCGAGGGGGCACGCGACCUGGGUUUCAUGGAAAGCAAAUAAGACGCUCUGGUGGGCGGCGACGCUCCUGACAUGAA